GAUUUACCUCAGGAGUUUGAAAGGAUGUCUUCCAAGCGACCAGCCUCUCCGUAUGGGGAAGCAGAUGGAGAGGUAGCCAUGGUGACAAGCAGACAGAAAGUGGAAGAAGAGGAGAGUGACGGGCUCCCAGCCUUUCACCUUCCCUUGCAUGAAGUUGAUGGCAAUAAAGUGAUGUCUUCAUUUGCCCCACAUAACUCAUCUACCUCACCCCUGAAGGCAGAAGAAGGUGGGCGUCAGAGCGGAGAGUCAUUGUCGAGUACAGCCCUAGGGACCCCAGAAAGGCGCAAAGGCAGCUUAGCCGAUGUUGUAGAUACCUUGAAACAAAGAAAAAUGGAAGAGCUCAUCAAAAAUGAACCAGAAGAAACUCCCAGUAUUGAAAAGCUCCUAUCAAAGGACUGGAAAGACAAGCUUCUUGCUAUGGGAUCAGGGAACUUUGGAGAAAUAAAAGGAACUCCAGAAAGCCUUGCUGAGAAAGAAAGGCAGCUCAUGGGCAUGAUCAAUCAGCUGACCAGUUUGCGAGAGCAGCUGCUGGCAGCUCAUGAUGAACAGAAGAAGCUGGCUGCCUCCCAAAUUGAGAAACAGCGCCAGCAAAUGGAACUGGCCAAGCAGCAGCAAGAACAGAUUGCAAGACAACAGCAGCAGCUUCUACAGCAGCAACACAAAAUCAAUCUGCUUCAACAACAGAUCCAGGUUCAAGGUCAGCUGCCUCCAUUAAUGAUUCCAGUAUUCCCUCCAGACCAGCGAACACUGGCAGCAGCUGCCCAGCAAGGAUUCCUCCUUCCUCCAGGCUUCAGCUACAAGGCAGGAUGUAGUGACCCUUACCCUGUUCAGCUGAUCCCAACUACCAUGGCAGCUGCUGCCGGGGCAACCCCAGGCUUAGGCCCACUCCAACUGCAGCAGUUAUAUGCUGCCCAGCUAGCUGCAAUGCAGGUAUCUCCAGGAGGAAAGUUACCAGGUAUACCCCAAGGCAACCUUGGUGCUGCUGUAUCUCCAACCAGCAUUCAUACAGAGAAGAGCACAAAUAGCCCACCACCCAAAAGCAAGGAUGAAGUGGCACAACCACUGAACUUGUCUGCUAAACCCAAGACCUCUGAUGGGAAAUCACCCACAUCUCCCACCUCUCCCCAUAUGCCAGCUCUAAGAAUAAACAGUGGGGCAAGCUCUCUCAAAGCCUCUGUCCCAGCAGCAUUAGCCAGUCCGUCAGCUAGAGUUAGCACAAUAGGUUAUUUAAAUGACCAUGAUGCUGUUACCAAGGCAAUCCAAGAAGCUCGACAGAUGAAGGAACAACUUCGGCGGGAACAACAGGUGCUUGAUGGGAAGGUGGCUGUUGUGAACAGUCUGGGGCUCAAUAACUGCAGAACAGAAAAGGACAAAACGACACUAGAGAGCCUGACUCAGCAACUAGCAGUGAAACAGAACGAAGAAGGAAAAUUCAGCCAUGCCAUGAUGGAUUUCAAUAUGAGUGGAGAUUCUGAUGGAAGUGCUGGGGUCUCAGAGUCCAGAAUUUAUCGGGAAUCCAGAGGGCGUGGGAGCAAUGAACCUCACAUCAAGCGUCCCAUGAAUGCUUUCAUGGUAUGGGCUAAAGACGAACGGAGGAAAAUCCUUCAAGCCUUUCCUGACAUGCACAAUUCCAACAUCAGCAAGAUACUAGGUUCUCGCUGGAAAGCAAUGACAAACCUAGAAAAACAGCCAUACUAUGAAGAACAGGCUCGACUUAGCAAGCAGCACCUGGAGAAAUAUCCUGACUAUAAGUAUAAGCCCAGGCCAAAGCGAACCUGCCUUGUAGAUGGAAAAAAACUGAGGAUUGGCGAAUAUAAAGCAAUUAUGCGGAACAGACGUCAAGAGAUGAGGCAGUAUUUUAAUGUUGGGCAACAAGCACAGAUCCCAAUUGCUACUGCCGGUGUUGUAUAUCCUGGAGCAAUCGCUAUGGCAGGAAUGCCCUCCCCUCAUCUGCCCUCGGAGCAUUCGAGUGUAUCCAGCAGCCCAGAACCUGGGAUGCCUGUGAUCCAAAGCACGUACGGUGUAAAAGGAGACGAGCCGCAUAUCAAGGAAGAGAUGCAGGCCGAUGAUAUCAAUGGAGAAAUCUAUGACGAGUACGAUGAAGAAGAGGAUGACCCAGAUGUGGACUACGGGAGUGACAGUGAAAACCACAUUGCUGGGCAAGCCAACUGAUAAGAGUCCAACAAGUGUUGUGACCUUAGAGGACUUAAAGAAGCCCCAGCUGGUUCAUCCUUACCAGUGGCCAAGCACAUUAACUUUCUCAUACACUGACUGUUAUUUUAACUGUUAGUCUUAACUAGUUGGGACAUCAGCUGACUAAUAGACCUCAGCCUGCAUCAAAAGGCUUUGGAAGGAGAAAAAAAUAAAAACAGCAAAAAUAUCGACAACAAGAGAUUGAAAUAAGCUAUGGGUAAAAUAAUGCCAGUAAUUCAGCUGCUAUAUCCAAGCACUGAAGUCUUACCCGUCAACUCUUUUUUUUUUUAAAUAAACUUUAUGGCUGUUUGUUCUACAAUGUUCUAGAAAUUCUCACUCAGGUACACAGUGCCAACAAGUGGCUUG
This is a messenger RNA of Trichosurus vulpecula (common brushtail), 2559 nucleotides long. It is a transcript of the gene SOX5, whose product is annotated as SRY-box transcription factor 5. The coding region runs from base 25 to 2172 and encodes 715 amino acids. The transcript has 15 exons. Gene Ontology annotation, molecular function: DNA-binding transcription factor activity, RNA polymerase II-specific; RNA polymerase II cis-regulatory region sequence-specific DNA binding. Gene Ontology annotation, biological process: regulation of transcription by RNA polymerase II; cell fate commitment; positive regulation of chondrocyte differentiation. Gene Ontology annotation, cellular component: nucleus. NCBI's taxonomy places the organism in Eukaryota, Metazoa, Chordata, Mammalia, Diprotodontia, Phalangeridae. The record is from RefSeq and is a predicted model, not a curated record.